This is a messenger RNA of Physella acuta, 1793 nucleotides long. RefSeq names its product perivitellin-2 67 kDa subunit. The record is from RefSeq and is a predicted model, not a curated record. Lineage: Eukaryota; Metazoa; Mollusca; Gastropoda; Physidae.
UUCAUAUUGUUGAUAUAAAAUUGAGUUGUAUGUUUCUGUAUUAGAAAAGUUCACCGUUACGAUGUUUCUCUACAUUGUCACCGUGUUGACUGUGAUGGUGGGAUUGGCCCAGGCCGCCAACUGUCAAAAUCUUCCCCCAGGCUUGUCGAAGAUUGUACAGGGAGUGGACAUCAGCAAACUGGACCUGCUGCCUCUAGACAACACGGGGGAUAACGGAAUCUUGAAGCCGAUUUUCGAUUUCACCUGCAGUAAAGGGAAUAAAUGGACCAAUUCAAAAGGCGUGGUCUACGAUCUACCUGAUCAGAUUGUGCACAUUGAUACGUUACCUGGCGGAUCGUUCACCUCACGAAUAGCUUACUACAAAGAUUACAAGGAAUUAAAGAACGAAAUGAGUACCAAUGUCGGACUAGACGCGAUGACAGCUAUGUUUGCUUUCUCUUUGAGCGCUUCCUACAAGAAACUAAAACAUGCAAUCGACAACAGCUCGACGCAAACAUCAGAAGCUUCAGCAUUUUUAUCCGUGUUUCGGGCUGACGUAAACACACCGGACUUUCUUACACUAGACGAACAAUUAAAAUCCUACAUUGAUAAAUCUUUAAAUGGAACAUUCGAAAGUAGCGCCCAGGCCUACGAUAAAAUUAUUGAAUUAUUUGGCACUCAUUACUUUAGCAGUGCUAAUUUCGGUGGGUAUAUUCGAGUUUUACUUGAGACUGAUGAAAAAUAUGCUUUGAAUAAAAGUGAAUCUGAUAUCAAAGCCAACGCUAAAGCGUCUUUGGAUCAGCUAGGAUCUGGAAAGUUUGAUUUUUCAAAAGAAAAAUUAAAAACCGAUGAACAGUUUAAAACUGCGACCCACAAAACUGUGAAGUAUUACGGUGGAGAAACAAACAACACGGAGAACGUAGAUUUUCCAGCAUGGCAGAGUACUAUAGAAAAAAAUCCUUGGUUGUAUUCUGGUAAACUAGUUCCUAUCAGUGAUUUAAUUAAAGACGAAACAAAGAAGUCUUCCAUGAUUAAAGCUGUGAAAAACCAUUUAUUGAAAGGAUUUCUAGACGAACUUGAAACUAGUACGCAUUCGCUUUCCGAAAACUUCGACAACUUCAUUAUAAAAGAUUUAUGGAGCAAGGCGAAGCUACUUCAGAAAAAUAAAAUCCUAUCAGAAGAUGAUGUGAAUGCUUUGGCGAAAACUGUUGAAGAUUACACCAAUAUUCCUACAUGGUUUUCACACGACACUCAGAUUUGCUUUCAAUGGAAAAGUACUGGCAUGUCUUCACAAUGCAAUGAUCUGUCAGAGGGCGUCUUCUGUUCACAAAUAAACAACAUGAGUUCUUGGUACCACGACAGCACAAACUUGUUGUUUGGAGGGUGUAAGUUACAGUGGAAAAUUCAGUCAAAGAAUUUCCCAACCUGGUUUAAAGACGUAAAGCUGUGCUUUCAGUACGAAGCAACUGGUGACAAAGACCAGUGUGUUGGUGCGACAAAGGAAAAAACGGUAUGCGCCAACAUCAACACCUACACACCAGAGUACAUGGACGACACCGACGGCCGCAGUGGUGGAUGUAACAUGAGGUGGAAGCUUGAAGUUCCUCAGACAGCACCUCUGUGGAUGCAGGCUGUGAGGUUGUGCUUCUCAUGGAAAGCAACAGGCGACGCGAAACAGUGCGGUGUGGGGUCACCGACUGACCAGUGUGUGAUCGGCAACAACUGGACAAAAUUUUACCUAGACGAUACGGACAACAGCAGCGGGGGCUGUGACCUGAGCUGGGGUCUAAAAACAUCUGUUUGACUUAGAUGAA